This is a messenger RNA of Diachasma alloeum, 864 nucleotides long. RefSeq names its product zinc finger BED domain-containing protein 1. The record is from RefSeq and is a predicted model, not a curated record. The transcript has a single exon. NCBI's taxonomy places the organism in Eukaryota, Metazoa, Arthropoda, Insecta, Hymenoptera, Braconidae. Bases 1 to 864 code for a protein of 287 amino acids.
AUGAUCAUCAAGGAUGAGAUGCCACUGUACAGUACGGAGAAAGAAGGAAUGAAAAAAUUCUUGAACCUCGUUGCUCCUCAUUACAAUGCACCAGGGAAGAACGCCAUCACUCAUUUCAUGGAGAUAAAAUACUCAGCUUUGAGAGAAAUUAUCAAGAACAAAUUGAAAAAAGCUGUCAGUUUGACAAUUACCACCGAUAUUUGGACAGAAACAAAGACGAACCGAGGAUUUCUCGGAUGUACGGUACACUAUUGGAAUGGGGAGAAGUCUGUAACCUAUAAUAUUGACACAAUGCUGUUGACGAAGAGGAGAACCGCCGAUUAUAUCUCGGAGAAAUUCGAUUCAUUCCUGAGAACCUGGGGGAUUGAGAAAGAGAGAGUCACGGCAGUCGUCACUGAUGGCGGGGCGAACAUGAAAAAGGCAGUGAAGGAGACUUUUGGAGCACGUAAGCACAUGGAGUGCUUCCCUCACAAACUCAAUUUAUGCAUCAAUAAUGUGAUACACAAGAAAGAGAAAGACAGUAAUCUUGAGGGAGAAGAGGCGAUUGAGGGAGAAGACAAUUUUGCUGGAGACAUCAUUGAGGACCCCAACGUGACAGAAGUGAAGAAUAACAUAAAAAAAUUGGUUGACAAAGUCAAGACCAUUGUCACGUUUUUCAAACAAUCAACUUCUGCAAGCGAUGCCUUACAUGAAGCACAGUUUGACAAAAACUUCGAUUAUCGACUUAUCCAGGAAGUUUGUACACGUUGGAAUUCAACGUGUGCAAUGUUGAAUCGUUUCGUCAUGUUAGUCGAUAAGAUCAGUUCUGUGCUACUGAGGAUUCGUAAGGCACCAGAGAUGUUAACUCGCGGAGAACUUGCAUAA